AUGAGUAAUAUAGAAGAAACAGAAAUUGAUUCUCCAGAAGUUAAUGGAAAUGUAGUAAAUGAAAAUAAAAGAACGGAAUGGGUAAAGUUUGAUGAUGAAGAAAAAGACCCCGCUGUCGCCAAUGGUAAAGCAGUUAGUUCACAACCAGGACCAUCUGCAAACAUAGGAGUGCCUGCAGUAUUAAACACGGAAUCUGUUCAAGUGAAUUUAGAGCGAAAUGAUAAAAAUUCAGAGCCAUUAAGCCCUCAUAAGAAAAAUGUAGAAGUCAUUAAUAUUCACCAAGGAUUUAGUAAUGGGGAUAUAAUUGUUACAUUACUCCCUGUAAAUACAAAUUUGCCAUGGAUUACACCAGCUCAGUUCAGACCAGAAUUGGUUCCAGAAGAAUUAAUGGCUCAAGGUUUAACAUUGACAGUGGAGGAGUAUGUUCAUGCAAUGGAAUUACUGGUGAAUGAUGCCCGGUUUACCCUAUAUAACAUUUUUUACAAGAGAGUACUUGUUUGCUGGAUCACAAUAGCGUUUAUAGUGCUUCUCAGCUUGCUAUUCUCAGGCCUGACUGGACUUACACUAUUCAGCCUUGGUGUGGUGUGGUUGAUUUUAAAUGCAUUGGCAAUUUUUGUCUGCAUGUGGAUCAAGUUAAGACUUUCAAAAGGAUUAGAGCGAUGUUUGGCAAGUGUAAACAAGUUGCUCAUUAAACAUAAAUUGAUCCUUGCUUUAGAUGAUAGAGGAAAAUUAUCCUGCCACAAAGUUCAUCUUUGUUUUCUGUAUUUUGACUCUGAACCUUGUAUUUCUCAUAUUCAACAAUUUAUUGCAAGUGAAGAAGGGAAAACUAUAAUUCAAGGCUGGGAACAGAAGUUAGAUGUGCAAACAAAUGACAUUGUAAUACGAGGAAGUCAAACUACAAGAUUGUCAAGAAAACAGGAUAUGGGCGAGCAAGUGUACCUUCGUUACCUCCAGCGUUGGGGCAAGGACUUCUUGCGUCGCCGACUUGACUGGACAUUAGAUGAGGAAGGAGGAAAUCCUACUGCCCCUCGGCACUUAUCCCGGGCGCUUUGUCCUUGUCAAUAUGUUGAAGAAAUCUUACGCAACAAAGAACCCAAAGAUACUCGGGCCUGUUGUAUGUCAUGCAACAAUUGGCUAAGGCGAAGAGGUCUGGAUUGA
This is a messenger RNA of Pieris macdunnoughi, 1158 nucleotides long. The record is from the annotation of a GenBank genome assembly. NCBI's taxonomy places the organism in Eukaryota, Metazoa, Arthropoda, Insecta, Lepidoptera, Pieridae.